GCCUGUGCGCGGCUGCGGGGGCGGCGCGGAGGCCUCCUCACCCCUGCGCUGGGCUCGGCGGGGCGGCUGCCGCGGCGUGCGGGAGGAGCGGAGCGGAGCGGCGCGGCGCUUUGCCCUGCCCUGCCCUGCCUGCCGGCCGGCUCCUCAGGGGCAGCCGCCGCGCUGCCCUGGUCCGCCUCGGCCCGCCCUGGGGCGGGGCUUGCCCCCUGCGCUGCCGCACGUCCGCCAAGCUUGCUGGUCCGCCUCGCCUUGGCCGCGGCCUCGCUGUUGCCGGAGCCCCGUGGCAGGUCGGACGCGAGCGGUGCCUCAGCCCGGGGUCGGCGGGCUGACGUCGGAAGCGCUGCCGUGCCCGCCGGGCCGGCCGCCGCGCCGCCUUGUGUGACGCUGGCGGGGCCCGGGGCCGGCGGGGCGGUGGCACAGUCGCUUCGUGUCCCGUUGCCCCCCGCAGCUGUCCGCCCCACCCUCGGGGACGCGGGGAUCCCACGGGGUGGGCAGAGGCGCUCGUGGCUCUGUCCAAGGUCUCCCGAGGUCGCCUCUCCUGCCAAGUGCUGCUCCGGCGCCGAGACGCUUUCGUUUGUCCCUAGGGUAGUACAUGGGACACAGGAAUAUAACUUAACACCAUGGAUCUAAGAUGGAGAAGAAUCCUGAUAACGUUUUUGGCAGCUCAAGUACUACUUGUGAUAAAUGCCUUUGAGAAAGAGGAUGUCCCUGAAGAAUGGAUUCUUCUUCAUGUUGUUCAGGGUCAGAUUGGAGCAGGAAACUACAGCUAUUUGAGACUAAACCACGAGGGAAAGAUAGUACUUCAGAUGCAGAGUUUAAAAGGUGAUGCAGACUUGUACGUCUCUGAUAUGACUCUUCACCCCAGCUUUGAUGAAUAUGAGUUACAGUCUGUAACUUGUGGCCAGGAUGUUGUCCGCGUACCUGCGCACUUCCGCCGCCCAGUGGGAAUAGGGAUUUACGGUCAUCCCUCCCACCUGGAGAGUGAAUUUGAAAUGAAAGUAUACUACGAUCGGACAGUUGUGCAGUAUCCGUUUGGUGAGGCUUCUUACAACCCUGACGAGAUGGAGGCAAACCAGAAAUAUUCACAGUCUACAGAAGAUGAAUCUCAGGAUGAGGAGUCUGUUUUCUGGACUAUACUUAUUGGAAUAUUGAAAUUAAUACUUGAAAUUCUUUUCUAAAACAAAACACACUGGACUAAGUCACACUUAAGCCUGUUAAAAUUGAACAUGAAUUAUUUGCUAUAAUCUUUAAUACUCUUUGUUAUGUUUUCUGAAGAGGUAUUUGGGUAUUCCAGAAAGGAAGGGGAGGAAAAAGCCAUAUUUAAUUUUAUAUUGUAAAUCCUCUCCUACAUGUAAAAUGAGCAGCACAGUAUUUCUUUCCAGUGUUCUUUAGACAUCAGAGCUUGAAAAUUAAUUGGGAUCUUAUUUAAUUCACUUUAAAUGGGUGCUUAGGAAAAUCAACUCUAAUUUCAGUAUUUUCUAUUGUUUUUUAUAAAGAAAAGUGAAAUAAUCUGCUGCACUUCAGUGCCCCCUCUCAAUUCAGAGCAUAUUUUAAAAUAAGAUCUGCUUAUUUUCUGAGCAAGUAUCUCCUGUAAAACUCAUUACCCAUGUCUUUUGAGAGUUGAGGUGCCUAGGGUAAAGGAAGGAAAACCAGUCACCUGAGGGGAUAGAUGAUCUAUAUUUUGACUGCUUGUGCUCUGCAUUGACUCAGCCAUCUGUCAAGCAUUGGCCUGUCUAGUCACUCAUCACCUCUGCAAACCCAUGACCUGGAUCCAAGUGCAUGUUACGUUACUGUUACUGCAGGGAGAACAGGCCUUCAGCUGUUGUUACUUAUCAAUACAACACUUUAAUUCUUCAUUAAAAGCAACGCAGCAUAUAGGAUCUUGAACUUCAGAGGUGUUUUCUUACACCUCCCUUUAUAGCUUUUUGUGAUGGAUGUUUUUAGUACAUCUUUAUGCAUAAGUCAUUAGCUUGAAAAGAAAAAUUCUGCUGAAAGGAAUAUGCAGUGCAUUUUAAGAAAGUCAGGUCAUGCUAACUCUUCCUUGAAAGUUAUUUUUUUUCAGGAGUAUUUUUUGCUUUGGUUGAGUCUUUCCAAAUAACCAGUUGCUAUGCAAAUAGUGUAUAUUUAAAUUGCUCUGUACUUUUCACAGAUCUUAGUGAGGAGUGCACUGAGAUAAACAAGUAUAAUUUUAUACGAACAAUGCACAUAGAAUUUGAAUU
Molecule: messenger RNA, 2219 nt
Organism: Apus apus (common swift)
Lineage: Eukaryota; Metazoa; Chordata; Aves; Apodiformes; Apodidae
Gene: C3H6orf120
Product: chromosome 3 C6orf120 homolog
Exons: 2
Coding region: 621-1178 (185 amino acids)
Source: RefSeq, a predicted model, not a curated record